UCUCUUCCCCCUUUUCUCCCAUCAAAAUUCUUCACGUGGCAGCCCACAAACCCUUUUGCAGCAGGAGAGAAUAUUACGGAGCUCCCUCACUUCUCCUGCCCACGGCUGGUCAGUAAAUACGCCAUACAAGAGAAGCUAGAUAUUUUCUUCUACUUACGCAGUGGACGCCCAUCAAUGGCUUUCUACAAUUUCAUUUUGAAUCAGCUACUGAGAAGCGAAACACCUCAACAGUUAAUCAAGCAGGCUGCUGAAGAUGUCUAUGUGUUGGCCCUGUCCUCUUUUAGCGUCUCCUCUAUCAUCGCCUCCUGCGUGUGCUUUCUUGAGCUACUUGGAGUCAGUAGUCACAAGUUACGGGUAGAUGUCAAUGUGGCCAACAUUAUCCAGAAGAACACUAUAUCUAACCCAGAGGAACCAGCAUACAAAUCCCAUACGCAGGAAUUAGCACAAAGAUUGUUAAAGCUGGUGGACAAUGAGACCGAGGCUGCUAAAGAUCUUUUAAUGAGCUUGGAGGAAGUUGUGGCUGUGGAUUUGGAAAAAGAGGACAGCAGUUCUUGCAAUGGCUUAUGGGUCACGGCUGUACAGUUUUGUCACUUGCACUCCAUUCCGACAAGCUGUUUACAUCUGAGACACUUUGCACGGAAACAAAAUUGGCUGCAACUCCUUGUUCACGCAAACAGCCAGGAGCAGAUUUUCCUUGUUCUGAAUGAGCUCAACCCUGUUUUGGGUAGCCACAUCGCCUUAGCCCUGCAGGGUAACGGGUCUGCUCACUGCACCAUACAGGAAACGGACAUGGAGACAAACCCAAAUACUGUCCAUCAUGUUCUGCAAAAAUGCCUCAGUACAGCGGAAGAGGGACAGACACUUCUGAAAGAGUGCGGGAGGCACGGUGUACCUCUGUUUAGUGUGUUAGCAACUUGUACAGAGAAUGCAGACAUCCUCUCCUGUAUGUGCGCUUGGAUUGUUACAUCGGUGAAUGCUACCACACACUUAGAAAUUACACAGACGUUGUCGACUCCUGAAGACCACAAGUGGAACCUAGAAGAUCUCACACAGAUCUGGAAUAUUGUGCUGGGAAGGAAGGACAGUGGGACAUUACACAAAGCAUUCACCAUAUUUAUGGAGGACUGCCCACUGCUGCUCUUGCUUGAUAUGUUUGAACUCUGUCUGGAAUACAAGGAUUAUUCACAAGCUAAAGAAAGAAUACUGGAAUUCCAGAAGAAACUAAAGGAGCUCCAGUCUGUUGAUGACGCCUCUACAUUUCCAGUCCCAGUAGUGUGGCUUCAGACCCAAGCAUCUCAUCUUCUGCGGGUUCUCCUCCUCCAGAGCCGAACUUCAUACGAAGUGCAGAAAGUUUUGCAGCUUCUGUGUGACGCCACCUGUCAGCCUUUAUGUGGAGAUCUGGAUAUACACAAACUAAGGGUUCUCACUGAAAUCAUAGAGGACCAACCAUUCUUCAUCAGAAGGGAACUUCUAAAUGACUAUAGUCCUGCAGCACUACAGGAAGAAUGUCAGAGGCUUCUGCAGAUACUUCUGGAUGAGGGACAGUUCUCUCUGGCACAUCAAGUAGCAAAACUGGCAGAACUGCCCACUGACAACCUGGUCAUAGAGGAGGUGUUGCAGAUCCGGCUCCUAAUGCAAGAGCUUGGGCAGUGGGAAUGUCCUCAGAGUCGGGCACAGCACUGGAGGAAGUGUCAUGAGAUUUUCAACACCAACAACCUUUCCCCAUUGAUGGCAUCCAGCUUCUUCCGAUCUCAGGCAUCCCAUUACAUGGCCCCUACAGUGCUCACGGCAGAGAAAAUGGAAUCCUUGGCAGAACAGGAGCUUUUAUUGACUCUUUCUGGACAUUGGCUUUCAAAGGAUGAUAGUACACCAGUGGUGACUUUAGAGGAGUUGGAACAGCAGAUCUGGAAGUGUCGCAUUGAGCAGGAGAUAGUAGAUAGUAGUGGUGGGCUACGAUUGCUCCCUGCACUGUCUGCAUUCGCUAGUCUGACCACAGAUUUCUCCUUCUCUUCUAUACCUGUGCUUAACACCCCUCUGCUGCUAGAUAUUGCCACUUUGCCUCCACUUUGUAAUACCACUCAGGAUAUACCAGACUGCUCCCGGGUACUGAGCUCCCUCAUAGAUCUGCUUCUAGAUGAAAGCAAGGUUCACGAGGCCAGCCGUGUAUGCAGGUACUUCCAGCUGUCCCAUUUGGAUGUAUGGAUUGUGCUGAGCUGUAGGGCUCUGGCCUCAGGGGAAAUGUCAAUACAUCAGCUGCAUCCUGGCAUUCAGAAUAUCCUUGCAGCAGGCAUAGAGGCACAAGAGAACAUAUGGAGCCGCAGAAAAAGACUACAGAGCUCAUCCAGUGUGGAGUCUCCAACCACUCAGAGCCCCACUGACCCCAUCUUGAUGAAUCUGGAGAUCUUGAAAGGUACCUGUAAGCAUGGCAAGACGUUUUGCAGACAACUGCUGUGUAUGUACGAGCUGAGCCAGGAUCUUGGUUGUUCCUUCUUGGAAGUGUCUUCUCGAGAUCCAAGUGAAGUUCUGCGUACUGUGCUGUCCAAGAAUCGCCCUGAGCUUGCUGAUACAGCGCAGGCAGUUAUAAGCUCCCAUGGGCUGGCUCCAGAGACGGUGGCCCAAAUAGUAGCCGAGGAGCGCCUGAAACUCUGGAGGACUCUGGACAAGGAAGGAGGGCAAGCGGAAAUAUAUAAUGUCUCUGAGAUGAGAGCCAACUUUUUGCAAUUUGCAAAGCUGUGUCCUGACCCAAAUCUGGUGGGGUUAAAUCUACUGGAGCAUCUGGAGACUGUUCCCCUUACUGAGCUACAAGCCAUUAUUGAGGUCCUCAUCUCUGCACAUGAUUGCUUCAGUCUGACUUGUCACUUGGAGGGGAUAAGGCGUGUUUUACAUGUAUGCCGCCAUCUGACGGAGAUGCACUUGGCACCAAAACAAGAGUAUAGUCUCAUGGUUAGGCUCCUGUCUGGGAUCGGUCGCUACAAUGAUAUGGUUUAUGUGUUUGACAUUCUACAUAAGAACCAGCACUUUGAGCUUCUGCUGAGGAAACAGCUGGAUACUAAAGGUGGAUUGCAGACAGCGCUUCUGGAGUAUAUUAAACGUUGUCAUCCUGGUGACAGUGAAAAACACAACAUGACCGCACUAUGCUUUAGCCUGCACCGUGAUAUCGGCCACAACCAUGAACAUGCAGCAAAGAUCCAACUCAAGUUAAUCCAGUCUCAACCUUGGGAAUAUUGGAUGUCUGAAUUAGAAGAGCUGAAAUCUUCCAUUAUGAAGGCACUCACUCUGCUUAUUGAUGCUGCUGAGAGCUAUUCAAAGGAUUCAUGUGUCCGUCAGUCCCUGCGAUGUGCCCGCCUCACCCGUCUUCUGACUCUACAGCUUCACCUAUUGAAGAGUGGUCACAAAACUAGGCUCAUCAAUUUGGAUCGAGAGAACUUAAUGGAGGCCAUAUUGGCACUGCCACGAUUCUACCAGGCUGUUAUACUUACUGAAGCUUAUGACGUGCAGCCAGACUGGGCUGAGGUUCUGUAUAACAAAGUGGUUCUUGGAGGUGACUUCCAGUAUCUAAAAGAACUGAAGCAGCGGCAGUUGCUCAACAAAGGAGUGUUUGAGCAGAUAUCCAACAAGUGUAAACUGAACCCCCCAGGAGUGACUGGACUGCAGAACUUGAAAUGCGUCAUCGGUGAUUGCGAGGACAUUAACGUGCGAUACAAUUUAGCCAUUGAGAACAAUUUCUAUGACAUCACUGAUGUCCUGAUGAGAGACUCCCAGACUCGCUGUUGUCUCACUGAUAUGCUGUCUCAGUAAUACAAACUGGAGCCAUUCUAAUCAUCCGAGUGAUAACACAUCGUUAGAAUAUACAGUUCAGCACUUUCUGUUAAUCUACUCAAUACAGUGUUUCCAAAUGCAUUUGUAGCCAAUCAGAGGCCUGUUAUCUACCUCCAUCCAAUG
Nanorana parkeri is the source of this 3942-nucleotide messenger RNA. RefSeq names its product spastic paraplegia 11 (autosomal recessive) (gene SPG11). The record is from RefSeq and is a predicted model, not a curated record. Gene Ontology annotation, biological process: axon extension; chemical synaptic transmission; synaptic vesicle transport. The annotation marks the transcript as partial. NCBI's taxonomy places the organism in Eukaryota, Metazoa, Chordata, Amphibia, Anura, Dicroglossidae. Gene Ontology annotation, cellular component: cytoplasm; dendrite; axon. The transcript has 21 exons.